Messenger RNA from Prionailurus viverrinus (fishing cat), 1620 nucleotides. It is a transcript of the gene NFKBIA, whose product is annotated as NFKB inhibitor alpha. Gene Ontology annotation, molecular function: protein binding. Lineage: Eukaryota; Metazoa; Chordata; Mammalia; Carnivora; Felidae. The record is from RefSeq and is a predicted model, not a curated record. The coding region runs from base 125 to 1069 and encodes 314 amino acids. The transcript has 6 exons.
CGGCGCUGGCGAGCCCACAACAGUCGCAGCCAGCGGUCCUCCCCUCCGUGACACUGCGAGGCAGCGAGCGCGCAGCCCGCGGCCGAGCGCACCUGGGCAGCAGCGCCUGAGCUUUCACCGCGCCAUGUUUCAACCCGCCGAGCACGCCCAGGACUGGGCCAUGGAGGGUCCCCGGGACGCGCUCAAGAAAGAGCGGCUGCUGGACGACCGCCACGACAGCGGCCUGGACUCCAUGAAGGACGAGGAGUACGAGCAGAUGGUGAAGGAGCUGCGGGAGAUCCGGCUUGAGCCCCAGGAGGCGCCGCGCGGCACCGAGCCCUGGAAGCAGCAGCUCACCGAGGACGGAGACUCGUUCCUGCACUUGGCCAUCAUCCAUGAAGAGAAGGCAUUGACCAUGGAAGUAGUCCGCCAAGUGAAAGGAGACCUGGCCUUCCUCAAUUUCCAGAACAACCUGCAGCAGACUCCACUCCACUUGGCUGUGAUCACCAACCAACCAGAAAUUGCUGAGGCACUUCUGGAAGCUGGCUGUGAUCCUGAGCUCCGAGACUUUCGAGGAAAUACCCCCCUACACCUCGCCUGUGAGCAAGGCUGCCUGGCCAGUGUGGGAGUCCUGACUCAGACCUGCAGGACCCAGCACCUCUACUCCAUCUUGCAGGCCACCAACUACAAUGGUCACACAUGUCUACACUUAGCCUCUAUCCAUGGCUACCUGGGCAUCGUGGAGCUUUUGGUGUCUUUGGGUGCUGAUGUCAAUGCUCAGGAGCCCUGUAAUGGCCGAACUGCCCUCCACCUUGCAGUGGACCUGCAGAAUUCCGACCUCGUGUCGCUUUUGUUGAAGUGCGGGGCUGAUGUCAACAGAGUCACCUACCAAGGCUACUCCCCAUACCAGCUCACCUGGGGCCGUCCAAGUACACGGAUACAGCAGCAGCUGGGCCAGCUGACCCUAGAAAACCUUCAGAUGCUGCCAGAGAGCGAGGAUGAGGAGAGCUACGACACGGAGUCAGAGUUCACAGAGGACGAGCUGCCCUAUGAUGACUGUGUGCUUGGAGGCCAACGCCUGACGUUAUGAGCUUCAAAAAGUACCUAAAAGAACAUGGACUUGUAUAUUUGUACAAAAAGAGAGUUUUAUUUUUCUAAAAAAAAAAAAAAAAAGAAAGAAAAAAAAUCAAAAGGGGUUACUUACAACCAUACUUCACACUGCGUGGCCUGAACAUUUACUGUUCUGGAUCAGCCCCCAUUUUUUUUUUUUUUUUUUUUUUUUUGGUGAACUUUGGAAGGGGGACAAAGAAGAUCGUUGGAAUUCAAAGAAAACCACUUUCAAGCCUCACCUCUCUGGGGUUUUUGGAGAAGGUUAUCCAAAAAUGUGAUGAAAGGAUUACAUUUUAUUUAUUGUGCUUUUGCCAUUGAGUCACCAUGGAUUCCGUGGCUGAGCUCAGUGGUAUCCUGUGACGUGUAACAACCAGGUGUGUUGUUCAACCUUUUGGCGGUGUGGGGUUAAAAGUCACUACCUAUCAAGGUUUGUGUUACCCUCCUGUAAAUGGUGUACAUUGUGUAUUUUGUUGGUAAUUAUUUUGGUACUUCUAAAAUGUGUAUUUAUUAAACAGAUUUUUACAAACAGAA